Acomys russatus (golden spiny mouse) is the source of this 2450-nucleotide messenger RNA. RefSeq names its product activated leukocyte cell adhesion molecule (gene Alcam). The record is from RefSeq and is a predicted model, not a curated record. Lineage: Eukaryota; Metazoa; Chordata; Mammalia; Rodentia; Muridae. Gene Ontology annotation, cellular component: plasma membrane. Bases 674 to 2425 code for a protein of 583 amino acids. The transcript has 15 exons. Gene Ontology annotation, biological process: cell adhesion.
UCUCCGACUCGGUCCUGCAGCGCCUCUAGGCUGCGGAUCCGCGCUCCAACCACCUGCUCCACGCUGCCGCCAAGGAAACUGGGCGGGAGGGAGGAGCGAGAGGAGGAGACUGGCAGUUUACACACGCCUUCCCGUCCUCCACUCAGAGCUGCCCGAGCCCACGGCGGUUGCCACUGCUCCAGCUGCCGCCACUACAGCCGCUUCCUCUGCUGCCACCUGAGGAGACCUACCGUUCGGACCCGCGGCCCUGCCCCGCCGACCCCUUCCCAGGUCCCCGUGACCCGUGCAUGGUGCCACUCUCAUUGCUCCUACUACCCUCUCCUUUGCAAGAAGAGAAAGUAAUAGAAGAUAGCAACCAAAAAAGAACCGCGUCUACCUUGACUGACUACUGAAGCAUCUCUUGGAAGAAGAGGUCGCCCGUCCUGGGAAUAGCAGCGAAGGACGCUGAGGGAGGGUGUCGAGGGGGAGGUAGGAGUUGCGGGUUCUGCGUGGCGGAAAGUUGCGUGUGGCGCAGACCCGACGGCGCAGCGCCACAGCCCCCGGGGACCGUGUGACUGGGAAAAAGCCACUGCUUCCUGAGUCGGGACCCACGAGUGAGCGGGCCCCGUGGGCCCGGGGACGACGCCCCCUCCUGCGGCGUGGACUUUGUCGGUGGCCCUCGAGGAGGAGGAAUAUGGCACCUAAGGCGUCCCCUUCUUGCCGUCUGGUUUUCUGCCUCUUGAUCUCCGCCGCGGUCCUCAGACCAGGCCUUGGAUGGUACACUGUCAACUCAGCAUACGGAGACACCAUUACCAUGCCUUGCCGACUGGAUGUACCUCAGAACCUCAUGUUUGGCAAAUGGAAAUAUGAGAAGCCCGAUGGUUCCCCAGUAUUUAUUGCAUUCAGAUCUUCUACGAAGAAAAGCGUGCAGUACGAUGAUGUCCCCGAGUACAAGGACAGACUGAGCCUCUCAGAAAACUACACUUUGUCUAUCAACAAUGCCAAGAUCAGCGACGAAAAGAGAUUUGUGUGCAUGCUAGUGACCGAGGACAACGUGUUCGAGGCCCCUACGCUGGUCAAGGUGUUCAAGCAACCAUCUAAACCUGAAAUUGUAAACAAGGCACCAUUUCUCGAAACAGACAAGCUAAAAAAGUUAGGUGACUGCAUUUCAAGAGACAGUUACCCGGACGGUAACAUCACAUGGUACAGGAAUGGAAAAGUGCUGCAACCACUUGAAGGAGAGGUGGUCAUACUUUUUCAAAAGGAAAUUGAUCCAGUUACUCAAUUGUAUACCAUGACUUCAUCGUUGGAGUAUAAGACAACCAAGGCAGACAUACGAAUGCCGUUCACCUGUUCUGUGACAUACUAUGGACCCUCAGGCCAGAAAACAAUUCAUUCAGAACAAGCAGUGUUUGAUAUUUACUAUCCUACAGAGCAGGUGACAAUACAAGUGCUGCCACCAAAAAUGGCCAUCAAAGAAGGGGACAACAUCACUCUUCAGUGCUUGGGGAAUGGCAACCCACCUCCCGAGGAGUUCAUGUUUUACUUACCAGGACAGCCUGAAGGAAUAAGAAGCUCAAACACUUACAUGCUGACAGACGUGAGGCGCAAUGCCACAGGAGACUACAAAUGCUCACUGAUCGACGCAAGAAGUAUGAUGGCUUCAACAGCCAUCACAGUGCACUAUUUGGAUUUAUCCUUAAACCCAAGUGGGGAAGUGACCAAGCAGAUUGGUGACACCCUGCCUGUGUCAUGCACAAUCUCUGCUAGUAGGAAUGCAACUGUGGUGUGGAUGAAAGAUAACAUCAGGCUCCGAUCAAGCCCAUCGUUUUCUAGUCUUCAUUACCAGGAUGCUGGGAACUAUGUCUGUGAAACAGCUCUUCAGGAGGUUGAAGGACUGAAGAAAAGGGAAUCACUAACACUCAUUGUAGAAGGAAAACCUCAAAUUAAAAUGACCAAGAAAACUGAUCCCAGUGGACUGUCUAAAACCAUAAUCUGCCAUGUGGAAGGGUUUCCAAAACCAGCCAUACAGUGGACCAUUACUGGCAGUGGAAGUGUCAUAAACCAAGCAAAGGAGUCUCCUUAUAUCAAUGGCAGGUAUUAUAGUAAAAUUAUCAUUUCCCCUGAAGAGAAUGUUACACUAACUUGCACAGCAGAAAACCAACUGGAGAGAACAGUAAACUCCCUGAAUGUCUCUGCGAUAAGUAUUCAAGAACACGAUGAGGCAGACGAUGUGAGUGAUGAGAACAGAGAAAAGGUGAAUGACCAGGCAAAACUAAUCGUGGGGAUUGUAGUCGGUCUCCUCCUCGCGGCCCUCGUUGCUGGUGUCGUCUACUGGCUGUACAUGAAGAAGUCAAAAACUGCAUCAAAACAUGUAAACAAAGACCUUGGAAACAUGGAGGAGAAUAAAAAGCUAGAAGAAAACAAUCACAAAACAGAACCCUAAGAGAGGCGUGGCUCCAGGUGUCCAG